Messenger RNA from Hemisphaericaspora subhashii, 2043 nucleotides. RefSeq lists its product as uncharacterized. NCBI's taxonomy places the organism in Eukaryota, Fungi, Ascomycota, Pichiomycetes, Serinales, Debaryomycetaceae. The record is from RefSeq and is a predicted model, not a curated record. The transcript has a single exon. Bases 1 to 2043 code for a protein of 680 amino acids.
AUGACUUCAGGUAAGCUUGAAAAUCCUUUGAAAUUAAAUCUGAGCGUUGUUACCGAACUUGAUAUUCCUGAAUCCAAACGAGUCACAUAUUUAUCAAUAAAUGUUGUCAGUGCCGUCAUCAACGGGCUAUUGUUAUGUAUUUGGUGGUCAACUUCUAUUUCCAAAGUAUAUCUCGUUUUUGCCCUGAGUAAUCUUUUCCAAAUUUUGAUUUCGAUAGCUCUUAUUGAAAUCAACAUAUCAUGGUACAAUGUUAGUUGGCAAGGGAACAGAUUGCAUAACUUGUUUGUAUUAUCAGCUUCUUUUAUUUUGGGCCAGUCCAUGAUGGGAUUGUUAAUUGCCUUCCUUAUCAAUCCGAAAAAUCGUUUGAAUGAUGUCAUUGGAAAGAUGGUAUUUUUAUUCGACAUCGUGGUGGUCUUAUUCACAUUAUUGGUUCUAGGAUGCAUGGUCACAGCUGCAGUAUAUACUGAUUUCAACGGAGGUGAUCUAGAUGAUCUAGGUGAUCUAAUUGAUUUCGGUGAAAUGCCAGUCAGCGUUGCUAUAUUAUUUGCUUGCACUACCGCGUUGAAUGUUAUAAUCUUUGUAUGUACGAGAUACUUCCGUUUGCGUACUUUUACUGAAAAGAUACACGUUGAAGAAUAUAAUCUUAAUGAACUUACUCCCUAUCAGAAACAAGGAUGGGCCAAGUUAAUUGAUAUGAACAAGAAAUAUAACGCAGGAACUUCUGGGGAUCAAGUCGUAUCGUUGAUGGAAAACUAUACCAAUUCCAAGUUACAUGGUAUGAAAUGUAAGGUAUUACGAGUAUUUAGAGAUCAUAAUGUCAUUGAUCAUAAUCAAAGUACCGAGAAGCCUAAGCAAAGACCAGAGCUCAGUAAUCGUACAUUGAGCACCGCCUUCAAGACAUUGGAUCGAGAAGUAACUUUGUUCCAUGCAAACACUUUGAGUGAUUCUGAUGAAAAUAUCAAAGACUUGGAAGAGAAAUAUAAACCAUUAUCAAAGAAUCAACUCAAGAAAUUGGCCAAAAAGAGCAAGCAACAGAAACAAUUGGAUGAUCUUAAGAGUUUAGAAAAUAAUACCGAAAAGUUCUAUCAAGAAUUAGUAACAACAGAAGCCUUAGUCAUGAUAACUAUAAUUGAAGAAUUCGAUUUAGCUGAAAGAAUCCCAGGAGGUCUAGGCCGCGUAUUAUCUAAAUGGUUUGGUAAAGACAGUCGGUUCCCUCUCUUAUGUAUCAAAUUUGGAUUGUUAGGAUUCCAUUGGCCAUUCAAGAGAUCAACCUUCUAUUGUAGUCAGACGAAAAAGCCAGUUGCAAGAGCUACUGCGGUCUUGUCAGCCAUUUCAAACUGGAACAGAUUGAAUGAAAAGUGUACCGUGUUGUUAGAUCCAAUGUAUGCCGAUCGUGAUUUCGAAGUAGGGAUCGACUAUUCAGGUUGGGUUAAGAUCAAAUUACCCAAUUCUCACGUUAUCGAUUUAAGGCCAUUCGCAAACAGUACACCAAAUGACUAUUUCAAAGCAAUUAAAUAUAGAAACCAAGAUGGAACAUUCAAACAGGCUAAAGGAGAAGUUCUUGAAACUGAUGUCUUCAAUUUUGAGAAUUGUCAAGAAAUCAUAGAUAUGAACCAGAAGAUUGCUAGUAAUAGACUGCUGUCGGGUCAAUCUUCACAAUUAUUGCAACCGGACUGGGAAUUCAUUUAUAAUCUUGGUAAUUACUCCAACGAGAAUAAGUAUAGAACAUUGAUGUAUUUGAAAGUGGAUGGGAAGAUAAUUGCAAGUUGUGUAUUGUUUAGACUAGGGGAAACUAUGACAUCUGAUAUUCAAGGUUUAGAUCAUGAGAUCUCCAAGAAAUAUAAGGCGUAUUUCGUGAUGAUGCAAGAAGUGAUUAAGAUUGGUAUGAAGGAACGAGUUAGUUUUAUUGAUUUUGGUCCAACUACAGAAGAACCAAAAUGUUCAAUUGGAUGUCACGUUGUACCUUUGACGGGAUGUUUAUAUCCUAAGAAUAAAUCGUUAGCUCCAAUUAUUAAGUUUGCUGCUAGUAAAGUUGAUGUAUAA